Messenger RNA from Athalia rosae (coleseed sawfly), 2927 nucleotides. Its product is annotated as myotubularin-related protein 9. The coding region runs from base 383 to 2137 and encodes 584 amino acids. The transcript is spliced from 7 exons. NCBI's taxonomy places the organism in Eukaryota, Metazoa, Arthropoda, Insecta, Hymenoptera, Athaliidae. Gene Ontology annotation, biological process: negative regulation of autophagy. The record is from RefSeq and is a predicted model, not a curated record.
CAUUAAAGAAGUGUCAAACCAUGCAUUGCACGUCAAUCUGAAACCUCACAAUGAUAUUGCUAAAGAAUGUUGCCUCCUAGAAUGUCCAGAUUUUAGUAUACGCCCUAUAAACAAUUAGAAAUUAGUAGAAUUUUUUUGCAAAUUCCUAUUUGUAAUCAGGUGAUUUAUACACCCGUAAAUAUUCGCGCACAGAUUUAUUCUCUUGUUCUCAAGAGUACAAACAGCUGUCACUAAAAGAUUCAAUUAAACUGCACCAAAGGAUAUGUGACCCGAAUAUUUUGACAAUUUACUCUGCAGAGUUGAUUAAACAACUUACCAAUAACAAUUCAAGAAAACAGCAGCACUUUGUCUUGUCAUUUCCAGAAAACCAACGACUAGGAUAAUGGAAUUCGCCGACUUGAUAUUGGUGCCUAAAGUAGAUAACGUCGUUCUCACUGAUAAAAGUGAUGAAACUGAUAGGAAUCCUAGCUUAGAUGGAACGCUGUGUAUUAGCGGACACCAUCUCAUUCUGUCUUCAAGACAGGUGGCUUCACAAGAGCUCUGGCUAUUGCACCGCAACAUUGAUAUCAUAGAGAAAAAGUCGAAUAACCAAAACCCUGGAGGCAGUAUCAUUUUGAAGUGCAAGGAUUUUCGUAUUUAUCAAUUGGAUAUUAACUCUACAGAAGACUUAAAUAAUGUAGCUCUCUCGCUUGAAAAGCUUGCAUGUCUAGAUCAAUCACUGCAGUACCCUUUCUUCUAUAGGCCACAAUCUGUAACUAAUUCAACGACACAAGUUGAAGAUGGAUGGACCGCAUUUGCACCAGUUUCAGAAUGGUCUAGGUUAUUAGCAACUCAUGCAGAUGAAUGGCGUAUUUGUUACCUAAAUCGUGAUUACAAAGUUUGUAAUUCCUAUCCAUCAGCAGUUAUUGUCCCACGACAUAUAGAAGAUAAAGUUAUCGUCUUAGCUGCCAAGUUUAGAGAUGGUGGCAGAUUCCCUGUUCUGUGCUACAGACAUGAAGGAGGGAGUAUUCUGAUGAGAAGUAGUCAGCCAAUGUCUGGGACCAUAGGGAAACGAUGCAAAGAAGACGAAAGACUUCUGAACGCGGUAUUAGGGCCAGGAAGGAGAGGAUACAUUGUCGAUACACGGUCUGUAACUCAGGCUCAGGCAGCUAGAAAUCGAGGGGGUGGCACAGAAUCAGAAACUGCUUAUCCACAAUGGCGCAAGGUUCACAAGCCUGUGCCACGUUCAGCGGACUUAGCAGAAAGUUUUUGUAAACUGAUUGAUGCUUGCAAUGAUACGAAAUGCUCCACAUCGCAGUGGCUUUCUCGACUAGAAAGCAGCGGUUGGCUGACUGCAGUCCAAACUGCACUCAACGCAGCCUGCGUAGCUGCUCAAUGUCUUCAUCAAGAAGCUGCAGCGGUCUUAGUCCAUGGUGGUGCUGGCAGAGACUGUACCCUUGUUGUGACUAGUUUAGCCCAAGCAAUUUUGAAUCCUGACUGUCGGACUGUCAGAGGUUUGCAAGCUUUAGUCGAACGUGAAUGGUUGCAGGCUGGUCAUACCUUCUUUAGUCGCACUCGUCAUGGCCCUUAUCAUUCACCACAUUCGCAAAAUCCAUCACAUGCUCCAACCUUUCUACUUUUUCUGGAUUGCCUUUACCAACUUCAUCAUCAAUUUCAGUUCAGUUUUGAAUAUACAACAGAUUUGCUUAUCGAGCUUUGUAGACACGCCUAUUGUUCGAGCUAUGGAACAUUCUUAGGAGAUUCAGAGGCGGAACGUAUUCGUUUGAGAUUGUCUGAAAGAACGACUAGUCUGUGGUCCCACAUAAAUCAGCCAGAGUCUUUAGAAAAAUGGUUGAAUCCACUCUACGAACCAAAUCCAGGGGUUAUUUGGCCGAGUGUCGCACCAGUCAGUAUAGAAUUGUGGAUGGAACUCUAUCUCGGUCAUACGUCAGCUGCACCUUGGGAUGGCAUACUUGCAUGUGCAUCGCACAUCAAAAGAAAUCACUCAGCAGUUAGAAAAAUUGCUCAUCAGUUACAAUCACAGAUAAGAAAAGGAAUCGAAGAGCUCAGCUCCCAACCGGAUUCUUCCUACCAGACAGAGGAUGUAGAAGAGCAUAUUCAAUUAGCUCAGUUGAAUUUGGAAUCUCAGAGCACUUGAUGAAGAUAAUAUCAUCAAAGUCAACGACCUGAAUUAUUUGGAAAGCAUUGUUUAUCCAAUUUCUUCUCCUACUUAGAUAUUCUGGCACAUAGGACAGAGCAGAAUUACAAUAUCAGAGUCAAUAAUAUUGUGAUAAAGUAACCAGUUUAUAUUCCUUUCCAUCUAUUGUCCUAUGAUUAACAAAUCUGGUAAAUCAUUGUACCAUAUUGUACCAAUAAAUGUGUGGCUGUGCACGAAGGUACGAGCUCUUAUACAUUAACAAAGCCACGAAAAUAUAAGAAGAUCCACUAGGUGCAUAGUAUUCUUGUUACUUGGUAUUUGUAAAAUAAGCUACAAGGUACUAAAACUUAUUUAUUCCGUAGCACGAUCACAUGAAUAUCAUGUUGCGUGGAUUAAAAGUUGUCAGUCUGAUAAAAACUAAUGGAACAAACUCCAUUGUAUAAACAUAAUCAAAUCAUUCAAUCGCCACUACAUAAUCACUGAUUUGAUACUACAGCUAUACUCAUGUGCUAUCAUAUUUUGAGUAAGCUCAAGUUUGAAAACCUACUGUCACAUGUUUAUGAAGUUCAGUAUAAUUUAUAUAUGUAGAGUAAAUAGUUGUUGUAAAGAUAUAUUGUUACCAACAAAAUCUUAUACUAGUCGUGUACUGAAAUAUUUAUACCACACGACCAUUUGUAAAUCCAGUUUAUUCAAAUGAUUGUCUCUUAUACCAUGUACGUACAUAAUCUCUAUUAUGUACGUUACGAGGUAAUAAAUGCCUGCAUAUAGAUGUAUGCACGAUGCAAAUAAA